Molecule: messenger RNA, 23610 nt
Organism: Coregonus sp. 'balchen'
Lineage: Eukaryota; Metazoa; Chordata; Actinopteri; Salmoniformes; Salmonidae
Source: the annotation of a GenBank genome assembly
AUUAAGCCCACAGAGGCCCCAACUGAGCCCCCCACCCCGCCUCCACCCGCCACCAUCCCCCCUGCUAUGGACGGUAAGGAGAGGCUUAAAGUCAGCAUGCUGUGAAGAGAAGAGAAGUGAAGCUAACACAGAGAAUAAACUCUUUAUACAUGUCCUACCUAACAUUGACUUGCUCUAUGUGCACCACAGUGUGCAGAGGGGCCAAGGCUGACCUGGUGUUCCUGAUUGACGGCUCCUGGAGUAUCGGAGACGAGAGCUUCAGCAAAGUGAUCCAGUUUGUAUUCAGCAUGAUCGGAGCCUUCGACGUCAUCCACUCUGGCGGAAUGCAGGUACGUAGCCAUGAAGACUAUCCUCUGAGUGUUAGCUCUUUGAUGUUUACAGCAUAUUCACUUCUCUUUUCCUCUUUCACAGUGUAUUCUUCAUGUCAAUGCUUUAUUAUUCUCUCUCUCCCUCCCUCUUUUGUCUUCUGGAAACAGGUGUCUUUUGUGCAGUUCAGUGACAGUGCCAAGACAGAGUUCAAACUGAACACUUACCAAGACAAGGGAAGGACCUUGGCUGCACUGCAGCUCGUCCGCUACAUGGGAGGAAACACCAAAACAGGUACAGCUACAGACCGCUCUGACUGACUGCUACUGUCAAUGUUACUGGAUGAUAUCGUUAACACUCAUUGCAUAAUAUUGAGUUAAUUAAAAGGUCUACAAACAUUCACUCACCGCCAAUGUCAUCACAGUGUCUUAAUCUUGCUGGUGGAGUUAAAUGGGUCUAUAGUUAAAGGUGGAGACUGAUGUCCUACCCCUCUGUGUACAGGUGCUGCUCUAAAGCAUGUUGGUGAGAAGGUGUUCACCUCAGACAAUGGCAUGAGGAAGUACGUGCCUAAGGUUCUGGUGGUCGUCACCGAUGGUCGCUCACAAGACGAGGUCCAGAAGAGUGCCUCCAACCUGAUACACUCUGGUAAGUGUUCAACGUUUGGAUUUGUCCUUACAGAUGUCAGUAAACAAUAUUUUCAGUCAAGAUUUAGUCAACCUAAGUGUAGCUACAGAACUAUAGAAAUGACUAGAGAUGUUUUGAGAUACAGCAUUACUUACUCCUUUUGGGGUUUUCACUGUCAAAUUGGAAGAUCUGAUCAGCCAUUGGGCCAGGUCGUAUGGACAAUAAUGGUUGUCUUUGUACUCAUCUCGCUCCAGGUUACAGUGUAUUUGUGGUCGGUGUGGCCGAUGUGGACGUGGCAGAGUUGAGGAACAUUGGCAGCAAGCCAAGUGAAAGACACGUCUUUGUUGUGGAUGACUUUGACGCGUUCGCCAAGAUCCAGGACAACCUCCUCACAUUCAUCUGUGAAACGGCCACAUCCAGUAAGAUUUACAUCUACAUUACAAAGUACCUCAAGACCCAUGUGAAAGCAGAUUGAUGCUAGCUGUAUGUUGUCCUCCAGCCUUUUCCAGCUCAUCAUGUUUUGUUUUAUUUCUCCCUCUUUAGCUUGUCCUUUGAUCUACAUCAACGGGUUCACCUCACCUGGUAAGUAUAUGCUACAUCUAUAUUCUGAAUAAACUGACAGCUGCUGAUAACACCUAUGGCAAGGAGCUCUUUACUGACGUAGAAAAACUCGGAGCCCUAAUUCAUUCCUACCAUCAAUGUCAGUAUUGUGAUCCUGUGCAUUGACUUGUAUCUUCUCAUGAUUGUGUAUUGACCUGACGUGUGUUCUCCAGGCUUCAGAAUGCUUGAGGGCUUCAACAUCACAGACAGAACCUUCGCUGCCAUGAAUGGCGUGUCCAUGGAACCUGGAUCCUUCAACAGCUUUAUAGGCUACAGGCUUCACAAGGACGCAUUCCUCUCUGCACCCACAAAGUAAGAGUGUGUGCGUGUUUGCGGGCUGUUUCCGUAGCCGCGUUGCUUGCUCCUCUCCUGCGUACUGUAAUGCUGGCCAGCCUGCAUAAUAUUUUUUGGGGAUCUUCAAAGGCUCUGCUCGGAGAGCCCUGUGCCAAGAGCGCUUUGCCAGCCCUGUUUGUUGUUGCAAUUUGUAGAAUAUGAGGUGUUAGGAAGAGAAAAUGAUUUGGUUUAGAGUGUAAUGCUUUGAACACACCGACUGCGUCAUUGGGCAAAAUAGCAUGCAGCAUCAUCUAGAUAUGUGUGCAACAAAAGUUCAACAUUCACCUUCUGCUACCAUUUCUGUCAACCCGUUUACGCAUACAGAACGCACUGCAAUUGCCUCUGCAAUGCAAUACUGUAAGGCAAACGCAGUGUUCCAUUGGAAAUGAAUGUACUUCUGUUGUACCAAAACGCAAUGACGCAGUCUGUGUGUUCAAAGCAUAAAGCUCCCAGGGUAGGCCCCUCUGCCACAUAUGUCAUAGAGGGAGCAACAAAAGCAGCCGGAGGUCAAGAGCCCAGCUCUUUAUUAGGCCCAUUAAAAUGUAUUCAAGCAAAUGCUGAGCUGCUCAAGAGUUCUGCUCUAACCUCUUAGGCACGAGCAUGCUUAGUUAAUUUAUCCUUAAUGAUCCGUAUUUGUGCGUGGGUAAGCCAUUGACUUCAUGUGCACGAAUGGAAACACUUCAAGCAGUAAAGUGGGGACGGAAAAUGCUUUCAAUAUGUCAGUAAUUUUUUGAGGCUGGGGUAGAACUGGCAACCAUUUUCAGGUUCUGUUGUCUACGUGACAGGGUGGAUAUUGUGUGUUUUUUUGGUUUAUGGUGUGGCUUUUAGAUGCCAACCUUGUUUCUCUGUGUCUUUGAUUUUCCAGGAGUUACAAAGGAUGUAGUGUUUCAUCCUGGCCAAAGGCUCUAUAGAUUACGAUUGGCUAUCUUAAUUCAAACAGGUUUUAGUGGACCCUCACGUUGCUCAAAGAUUUAUGAUUAUCUGAUUAACUGACUUAAGUCAACAUUUUGCAUGCCAAAUGAAUACAGCUAGUGAUCAGAUAUUCUCAGGGUUGGUAUCUAUUAAGUUGACCAUCUUACAGAAGAGAAUCCCUUGACACCUGUAUCCUGUAUUUUUCCUCCUGCCAGGGAGAUCCACCCAGAGGGUCUUUCUCCAUCCUACACCAUUAUCCUGCUCUUCCGGCUUCUUUCUGACACCCCCAACCAGGCCUUUGAUAUCUGGCAGAUUGCCGACAGCAACAACAACCCUGAGGUCGGGGUCACUGUCAACCGUAAGCCCCCAUCGUGCUUUGUUUCUCUUCUGGGUUAGCUGAAGCUACCCAACAGCUAUGGACUGAUUCCCCUCCUUACUGCAUCAAAUAACAGUCUUUAGAAACUUAGACCAGUGUAAUGAUUAGUAGGCUGCUACAGUCCACUGAUCCCCUCUAGGGAAGCAUUUUGGUUUGGCACUGACUUUUCACACUCUGUGUGUAUUUACAAGUCCAUACGUGUUCACUUGUGUGCCUAAGUUUGAGAUUAAGUAUUGUACCAAAGUAUUCACUUCCUACGUAAGUGUUCACUUGUGAGGGCCAUCUUCCCUGUAGCCCUCUCUCUCUCUCUCUCUCUCUCUCUCUCUCUCUCUCUCUCUCUCUCUCUCUCUCUCUCUCUCUCUCUCUCUCUCUCUCUCUCUCUCUCUCUCUCUCUCUCUCUCUCUCUCUGCUCUCUCGCUCUCUCUCUCUGCUCUCUCUGUGUCUGCUUCCAUGUGCGUUGCAUGACCUCCCUGUAAUGCAUGGUUAGGGGUCCAUCUGAAGCCAUCGUUCCCUCUUUUCAGCUUCCAGCAAAACAAUCACGUUCUACAACAAGGACACCAGAGGGGAGAUCCAAAGAGCCACGUUUAAUGAGGAUCAAGUGAAGAGAGUUUUCCAUGGGAGCUUCCACAAGGUAAACACAAUUUCACUUGAAUGGAAACGGUUUGUGGGCCAUAUGGUGACACUAAGGCUUGGCAGAGGAGUCACAUAUCUUGGCCUAUUUUUCUGGUUGAAUUUCCCAAGGACAUACAGAUCCGCAAUAAUCAGCAAUAAUUUGGGAUAAUAACAUCCAAAACACCAGGUUCCAAAGAUACAUAUUCACAUGAAUAAUUAAUUUAUGUGGUAAAAUGUUUAGAUACAUUUUCAGGGUAGAGUAGACGCCCUGUCUGGGAUGUGUACCUUGAUAUGGUCACCACCUAUGAUAGAUGUGUUCUGUCUUUAUUGUCGGUCAUGUCUGUUCAUAGUUGAUGUUUCUGUUGAUUAGUGUUAUGCAUCAUUAAGUUCACCUCCUGAGGUGAUGAUCUUGUUGAUAAUCAACGCCAAGACUAAGAUCUAGCUAGGAUCUGAUUACCUUCCUCUCAUGAAAUUAAAUGUGAUCCAUGUUAUAGUAUUGCGAUAUUCAGGUGGGAAUUAAAGAAAAUUCUGAGGAAGUGGGCUGUUAUUGGAUCAGUGUUUGUUUUGUUUUACCUCGCUUAUGAUAAAUUAAACUCAAUACAUUGGGAAAAAAGCCAGGUCGUGCUAUUGGACCGCAUAACAGAAAGCUAGCUGCGUGUGCCCAAUGAGGGAUUUUCAGGAGUAUUUGCUGCUUGAAUCAAAUUAUCUGUCAAAAAAAAUGCAUUUCCUGCUUCAACAGACAGUUUCUAACAGUCAGAGAAAAUCUGAAUAAACUGAUGAAAUGGACAAAAAAAAUUCAACAAGCUCAGAGUAUAGAGCAUCUUCUAUACAUCUUCCUGCCUCUGAAUGUGGAUUCCCAUUUUGGCCCUAAUACUCUUCUAUGUUGGGAUUACAAUAUCAAGUCCCAGUGGGGGUCAGUGAGUACAUAGCUAGAGUCAUUACUGUACAUGACUGCAAACAUCCAUCAGUCACUCAAGGCUUUCCAACCCUGUUGAAAUAACACUGUAGAUUAUGCCAUUAUUGUUUAAAAAGCCAUUGUUCCUCUAGAAUGAUUUUGUCAGUGUUUUACAACCGUGAUAUACAGUGUUUUUGCCACAUUCUGGGUAAUUCAGUCACAGCAGGAGUAGAGGAGCUCACGUGGGACAUCAAACGCCAGCCCCAACUCAAAGCAGAGCAGAAUGUAAAACAUCCUCUGUUGUGCUCUGUUGUCAGUAAGAUGCAACUAAAAUUAAGAAAUUACUGUUUCCAAUGGACCUUAAGAAUGUUUCAAGUGUAUCCAAUGUUUCUGAAGGGGAACAAUACGCCUCCUAUUAUUUAAAAACUGAAGUUAUUCCGUUUUCUAAAAACACAUAAUGAGGACCCUCCCUCUAGUGUGGUCUACUCUGAUCUGACAUCGAAUGUACUUCCUAGGGUAAACACUUAGAAGUUAUGAAGGAGAAUGUUUUGCCCGUAGAACCUCAAGUUAAUGUAGUUUCAGUCAGACCGCUAAGCAGCAAGGCUAAUUACAGGCAAACGUUAUGAAUGGAAACCUGGAAAAUGUCGGGUCAGUGCUAUACCCGAUGACAUGACUAACAUUAGUACAAUUACAUCAUCAGAGCUCCAGUUGGAUGUGUGUGCUUCUUUUCUCUUCCUAUGGCUGUGGCGGUGCCUGCAGUCUGAGUGUUCUCUGGGUGCUUAGUUUGUGGUACUGUGUAGUUACUGCUCCAAGCGAAAGGGUGUCUUCGGUGGUCUACCUACCUGCUUUUUUGCUGGUCAGGGAAACUAUUUGCCACUCAAAGAAAACGUAAAAACACACUAAAAUGUAGCAUGUAUAGUGUGUGCCCUACCUCAGAGCAGUUCAUAUCUUUUGAUUAUUAACUCAGAAUAGAUUGUUAUGAGACUCAAUAGAUUAUAGGUGUUCCCCUCCCCUCAACUAUUUCUCUCACAAAAUGAAUUGUUAAUACUUACUAAGAUCAGACAUGUCCAUAGGGAAAUAUGAAACAACUAACCCAAACCAACCCUCAUCUCUAUUCCUAGUCUGACCCAUGCUCUCAUUUGAACUAUAGUCCUAAUAUUUGCUACGUGUAGUAAAAUGUGUAGGGUGUAGCUACUUCAUAUAGUUUAAUAGCAAUGUGCAUGUUACAGAGUGCAGACUGAUCUACCUCUCCUUUCUCAUUGGGCCAGUAGCUAAAUAAAGAAAUAUCCAGGUUAGAGGUCUGUCUCUCCUCUGAUUCACCAUGUGGGAAAUCUCCUAAUGAUUGCUUUAGCAGACACUAGCCCUCUCUAACCAACCAUGGAUUCCCUCCCCACACUGCAGGGGGGGGGGGGGGGGGGGGGUGGUCUUAGAGGGACUUUUGACCAGGGGAAACUUUAUUCUCAGGCAAAGAGCAUUCCACUACAAAAGAAACACAAGCAUUUCGCUACACCCGCAAUAACAUCUGCUAAAUAUGUGUAUGUGACCAAUCAAUUUUGAUUUGAUUUGAUUUGAAAGGGGGAAUGUUUUUCACCAACUUAUAUACUGUAUGUAUCAUCGGUGCAAAUUUUUUUUUGCGUUUGGUUGCGAUCAAGUGUAAAUAUCAAUGUUCUUUUGUGGUUUUGGUAAUAGCUAUAUAUAGUCAGUCCAUCCACUCUGCAGGUUCCCCAUACUUAGAGCUUCACAAAUGCAGCUAUUAUUCUCUGAGAGGACCCAAACUCUCUCACACUUUCCAUUCAGGGAUUGGGUGGAAUGAGUGGUUGGGUUUUGUCAGUAUUUGCAUGCACUAAUUGAGAAUGAGUGGGAGAAGAGAAUGCUCCUUAAGAACCAAAGCCGUUUAAAACGUUAGUCUUCGAUCAAUCUAACUGAUACAUUUCCAUAGCCCUGACUGCCCUCUUUGUACUCUCAUUAUAAGUGUUUCCUCUGAUGCCUUCUUUUAAAAGCCCUCCAUUCCUCGAGGUAGCCAAGCAGACUUAAUGACGCAUGCAACCAUUCCUGCAACAGAAGAAGCCACUCAGAAAUGAAAUGGUGACUUUACAACCAAAGCUAAGCAAGCUCCUUUUCGGAAACAGAAUGGGAAUAUUGUAUUGUCCUCCAAGACUGGACAUGGGAGCAUAGAUGUCUGGAAUGAUAUGGCGGCAGUGGUAUACAUAAAGCAGGACUUUGUCUCUUCCUAGAAAAAGUUGGUGAGUUCUGUCAAUGCAAAUUGGCAGUGCAUCAAAAAUGUCAGGAAAGUGAAAGAUAGUUCCACUUUUGCUUUUAAUCAAACUAAUGUAGGAUUCCCAUCUCAGGCUGCAUGUGAAUUGUGAUUUCACGGCCAUCAGGGCUCAGGAGUGAAAACAUGGCGGAGUCGUGAAGACACAGCCAAGAACAAUAAAAUGGAGACUGAUAGAAAUCAUGAAAAUCUGUCAGACACACUGGAACCAGCGGUAAAGAAGAAGACAAAAUAUAACCAUAUAUACUGUUGCUAUGUCUGUGGACUGGACACCUAGUUCUGAUAUAGCAUAUGACUACAGUAUACCAGAGGGAGAAUCCAUACUAGUGUGAAUGGAGUGCUGAAAAAGAGAUGUGUCCAGGAUGUGUCAUUGUCCAGGGGAAUUAUAGUCAGAGGGAGGGAGGAGUAAAUAAGUAUAAUUGUGACUUGGUCGGUCAAGGUGGAAGUCAAGGUCUGGUCUUUCUUGACUCCUGAGGUUUUUGAUCCAUUCAGAUUUUCAUAAUCUGUGUCAGUGUGAUAGAUUUCUCAGGCCUUUGUUAGAGAAUGAGCCAUUGUGUGACUCAUUGAUUGUGAUCCAAUAGAAUACGCUUCGUGUUCCCCAACAUCAGCCAACUUCAGUUUAUGGAAUUUCAUGUUGCUUUCAAAUGCAGAUGGCGCCGGAGGAGAUGGCCUUAAACAAUUGUGCAAUUAUGUGUGUUUCUUCGCAUUAUUUGUAAUUUAUUCUGUACAUAAUGUUUCUGCCACUGUCUCUUAUGACCAAAAAGAGCUUCUGGAUAUCAGGACAGCAAUUACUCACCUCGUAUUGGACGAAGAUUUGUUCUUCAACGAGUCGGACGCGAAGGAUAUUCUACAGACACCUGACAAGGCCUAAAUCCCUGUCAUUCGCAUGAGAAAGAGACGGAGAUAUUGUGGACGUAGGUCGGGGUGCCUUGUAAAGAUCCGAUGGCGAGCGAGUAAUCUGCCUCUUCCAUCAAUCCUAUUAGCCAACGUACAAUAAUUGGAAAACAAAAUGGACGACCUAAGAACAAGGAUAUCCUACCAACUGUAAUAUCUUAUGUUUCACCAAGUCGUGGCUGAACGACGACAUGGAUAACAUACGGGAUAUACGCUACAUCGGCAGGAUAGAACAUUUGACUCCGGUAACACAAGGGGUGGCGGUCUGUGUAUAUUUAUAAACAACAGCUGGGGCACGAAAUCUAAUACUAAGAAAGUCUCGAGGUUUUGCUCGCCUGAGGUAGAGGAUCUCAUGAUAAGCUGUAGACCACACUAUUUACUGGCACUAAGAUUGCACUCAAUGAGCUGUAUAAGGCCAUCAGCAAACAGGAAAACGCUCAUCCAGAGGCAGCGCUCCUAGUGGCCGGGGACUUUAAUGUAGGGAAACUUAAAUCCGUUCUACCUAAUUUCUACCAGCAUGUUAAAUGUGCAACCAGAGGGAAAAAAACUCUAGACCACCUUUACUCCCCACACAGAGACACGUACAAAGCUCUCCCUCGCCCUCCAUUUGGCAAAUCUGACCAUAAUUCUAUCCUCCUGAUUCCUGCUUAUGAACAAAGACUAAAGCAGGAAGCACCAGUGACUCGGUUAAUAAGGAAGUGGUCAGAUGACGCAGAUGCUAAGCUACAGGACUGUUUUGCUAGCACAAACUGAAUAUGUUCCGGGAUUCUUCUGAUGGCAUUGAGGAGUACACCACAUCAGUCACUGGCUUCAUCAAUAAGUGCAUCGAUGACGUCGUCCCCACAUUGACCGUAUGUACAUACCCCAACCAGAAGCCAUGGAUUACAGGCAACAUCCGCAUUGAGCUAAAGGGUAGAGCUGCCGCUUUCAAGGAGCGGGACUCUAACCCGGAUGCUUAUAAGAAAUCCCGCUAUGCCCUCAUACGAACCAUCAAAGAGGCAAAGAGUCAAUACAGGACUAAGGUUGAAUCAUACUACACCGGCUCCGACACUCGUUGGAUGUGGCAGGGCUUGCAAACUAUUACAGACUACAAAGGGAAGCACAGCCGUGAGCUGCCCAGUGACACGAGCCUACAAGACGAGCUAAAUCAGUUCUAUAAUCGCUUCAAGGCAAGCAACGCUGAAGCAUGCAUGAGAGCAUCAGCUGUUCCGGAUGACUAUGUGAUCAUGCUCUCCGUAGCCGAUGUGAGUAAGACUUUUAAGCAAAUCAACAUUCACAAGACCGCAGUGCCAGACGGAUUACCAAUACGUGUACUCCGAGCAUGCGCUGACCAACUGGCAAGUGUCUUCACUGACAUUUUCAACAUGUUCCUGACUGAGUCUGUAAUACCAACAUGUUUCAAGCAGAACACCAUAGUCCCUGUGCCCAAGAACACUAAGAUAACCUGCCUAAAUGACUACCGACCUGUAGCACUCACGUCUGUAGCCAUGAAGUGCUUUGAAAGGCUGGUCAUGACUCACAUCAACACCAUUAUCCCAGAAACACUAAACACACUCUAAUUUGCAUACCGCCCCAACAGAUCCACAGAUGAUGCAAUCUCUAUUGCACUCCACACUUCCCUUUCCCACCUGGACAAGAGGAACACCUACGUGAGAAUGCUAUUCAUUGACUACAGCUCAGCGUUCAACACCAUAGUGCCCUCAAAGCUCUUCACUAAGCUAAGGACCCUGGGACUAAAGACCUCCCUCUACAACUGGAUCCUGGACUUCCUGACGGGCCGCCCCCAGGUGGUAAGGGUAGGUAACAACACAUCUGCCACGCUGAUCCUCAACACAGGAGCCCCUCAGGGGUGCGUGGUCAGUCCCCUCCUGUACUCCCUGUUCACCCAUGACUGCAUGUCCAGGCACGACUCCAACACCAUCAUUAAGUUUGCCGACGACACAACAGUGGUAGGCCUGAUCACCGACAACAAUGAGAUAGCCUAUAGGGAGGAGGUCAGAGACCUGGCUGUGUGGUGUCAGGAUAACAACCUCUCCCUCAAUGUGAUCAAGACAAAGGAGAUGAUUGUGAACUACAGGGAAAAAAAAGAUGACUGAGCACGCCCCCAUUCUCAUUGACAGGGCUGUAGUGGAGCAGGUUGAGAGCUUCAAGUUCCUUGGUGUCCACAUCACCAACAAACUAUUUGGGUCCAAACACACCAAGACAGUCGUGAAGAGGGCACGACAAAACCUAUUCCCCCACAGGAGACUGAAAAGAUUCGCCAUGGGUCCUCAGAUCCUCAAAAAGUUAUACAGCUGCACCUUCGAGAGCAUCCUGACUGGUUGCAUCACCGCCUGGUAUGGCAACUGCUCGGCCUCCGACCACAAGGCACUACAGAGGGUAGUGCAUACGGCCCAGUACAUCACUGGGGCCAAGCUUCCUGCCAUCCAGGACCUCUAUACCAGACGGUGUCAAAGGAAGGCCCUAAAAAUUGUCAGCGACUCCAUCCACCCUAGUCAUAGACUGUUCUCUCUGCUACCGCACGGCAAGUGGUACCGGAACCCCAAGUCUAGGUCCAAAAGGCUUCUUAACAGCUUCUACCCCCAAGCCAUAAGACUCCUGAACAGCUAAUCAUGGCUACCCGAACUGUUUGCAUUGUCCCCCCCACCUCACCCCACCCCACCCCCUCUUUUACGCUGCUGAUACUCUGUUUAUUAUCUAUGCAUAGUCACUUUAACUCUACCCACAUGUAGAUAUUACCUCAAUUACCUCGACUAACCGGUGCCCCCGCACAUUGACUCUGAACCGGCACCCCCUGUAUAUAGCCUCCUUGCUGUUAAUUUAUUUUACUGCUGCUCUUUAAUUAUUUUUUUAUUUUAUUUUUUUACUUAGCAAUUUUUUUUCUUAAAACUGCAUUGUUGGUUAAGGGCUUGUAAGUAAGCAUUUCACUAUAAGGUCUAAACCUGUUGUAUUCUGGGCAUUGGCAAAUAAAAUUUGAUUUGAUUUGAAAUGAUGAGUCUCGGUGAAGGACACUGACAUUUCCGUGAAUCUUAAUUUUCCAGUAAUAUUCUUGUUGGUUAGUGAGGUAAUGCCUUGCAAAAGUAAAUAAUGUUUUUUUAUCAAUUAGUAUAUUUGAGUUUAACCACAAUAUUUGUUGCAUUAUUUAACCACAAUAUUUGUUGCAUCAACUGGGUUCUUAGUUUAUGGUACAAGACACCUGAAGAAUUGUGCUUUUAUUUCAAAGGACAAACAUGCCUCUCCAUAGGAGAGAGAGGCUCUCUUUUAUUGCAGAAAUACCAUGUCAAAAACACUGAAGUCUUUCAGUACUCUUUGCCAAGCCAUGAUGUCAAAAUAUUGUUGCUGUUGUUGUUCAUAUUGAGAAGACUAGAGUGGUCUUAACUAAUAAUCCUAUUCUCCUCCUCCUCCUUCUCCUCCUCCUCCUUCUCCUCCUCCUCCUCCUUCUCCUCCUCCUAAAGCUUCACAUCAGUGUCUCUCCCGAGAGGGUCAAACUGAACGUGGACUGCCAAGAGGUUGCAGAGAAACCCAUCAAGGAGGCCAACAACAUCUCCACAGACGGCUAUGAAGUGCUGGGCAAGAUGGCGAAGUCAGGAGGAUCAAAGAGAGAGUCGGCUACAGUGAGUGAAACAGUUACAACACUUAAUUAAUAAAAUGCAUCCCUCACUCACACACAAGCUGUUGGUGUGAACUGUGAUGUGCAAAGUGCCCAGAUGUGCUCCUCAUGUGUUGAUGCUCAAUUUAGAGCUGACAACUCACGGUCAUUGUUAAAGGGAUGAAAGACGCUGCUCUCUCUGUCUUGUUCUAUCAUGCUAUCUGUGUUCCAGCUCUCUGUGGGUUCUGGCCUGCGUCUGGAGCCAUGUUGUUUCUAAGUCCUGAACGCUGGAGCUCAAUGGAAGCCAUGUGUAACGCCCAUCUGUGUUCGUCUCUCUCUUCUCUCAUCUUUCUGUUCUGUUGUGCAGUUCCAGCUCCAGAUGUUUGAUAUUGUAUGCAGCUUGAGCUGGACCAGCAGAGACAAAUGCUGUGACCUCCCGGCCACGGUAAGAGCAGCUUCACUGUAGACGGCCCUCUAGUAAGGCCUCAUACCUGUACAGUACCAUCAAGCCUUGGCACAUUGACUCUGCUCAUCUUUCACUAUAUACCAUUGAGCACUUACUAUAUGUUAAGAGAGCCAUUGAGUCUUGCAUGUUAUUUUAGAGUUUAUAUGUCAUUCCUAAUGUUUAAGUGUGCACAUGCUGUAUAGCCAUUAUGUCUGAUGCCUAGCUGGCAAAACAGUCAGGCAUGAAUAGACCAUUGCAUUUCUCGCUAAUUGGACUAAUCUCAGUACAGUUUUACAAUCCCAACCCCACCAAAACAACUGGUCCCUUUGAUCAUGUGGUAGACAGAUAAAUCAUUGUAACCAUCUAUGGUAUGUUUAUUACUGGAUACAUGUUAUGUACUUGACUAUAGCCAAUUACCCAUCUCGAUCUCUCUCUCAAUGUAAUUUGCAUGAGAUAUUAAUAUAUCAUGUCAAUGAAUAUUGAGUUGUGUAAGAUGUCACAUACUGUAUUCCCUUCCAUGAAAAACAGAUGGAUUUUUUGUUGUCAAAGAGUAUUUGUGUGUAGGCCAUGCUAUGGUAGCAGUCAUAUUUCAGAAUUCACCCCAGUUUUAUAAUGGCUUUAGCAGCCUUUCUAAUGUGUUUCCUAGAAGAAACUUCAAUGCACCAUUUUAUGGUUUGGGUUGCCAGAGCAGUGGCUCUCAUUUUCAUCACAGAUACUCCUAUCUGCACUUGUUGUAUUCUGUGGGUUAGCAGAAAGGCCAACAGAUGUCAAGAGAUGGACAUACUAUUAAUGUUGUAUUUCAGUAAAGUAAAAAAUAAACAUUCUUAUUGACUUUCUUUCUUUCGCCAUCAACUUCCUUUCUCUACUGCAGAGAGAUGAGCUUAAAUGCCCGGCUCUUCCCCACGCCUGCACAUGUGCACAGGACAGCGUUGGCCCUCCGGGACCACCCGGCCCCUCGGUAAAGACAUUAACCAUCCCUCCGUCUGUCCUCGCCUGGUGGCAAAGCUCUCUCUCUACUCACUAAUGUGAUGAUGAUGUCACUCUCAGUCCCCACUAUGAUGAUGUGGACAUAUCCAACCUGGAUAAUAGGAAUAGUGUUGCAGGGGUAUUUUUCUCCUCAUAACUGUUACCCUGUUCUAUAGAUUAAGCAUGUGGAUAUUAGAGUGGGGACAUCAUGUGAGUAUCUGUGUUUCUUUCCAUGGAAAACAAAAUAGAUGGGGAUGAGAUUAAUGGUGUGCGAUGAGGUGUGGACUAUCAGGCUUAGGGAUGUGUCAAAAGAUAAAUGCCCAUCGUAAAAACAGGAAAUCUGGAAUAUGUUUUCUUCACUCCGCAACCUCUCUAAGCCCCUGUGGGGAUUCCUGCUGGCUUGGGGUUUAGGUCUGUAAGCAGCUCCUGUUGUGGGGAUGGCUCAGACUCUGUCUUUGACUCUGUCUCUCAUCCUUUCUUGACUUUCUCAGGGUGGACCAGGUACUAAAGGACCCAGAGGAGAGAGAGGAGACUCAGGCCCAACUGUAAGUAAUCAAGCCAUUUAACACACACUUGGAUCGAGAGUGAUUAAUAGGAUAUUAUGGAUGUGUGGUCCAAGCCUGAAUCCAACUUUAAAUCAAGCCAUAUCCUAGUGAGCUGGGAUACAGUCCAAGGCCUAAUGCAUUUACAGUAAAUCAGAGUUCAGUCUAAUGCAGUAGUGAUCUCAAAGCAGAUACCAUUAGCAUGCCCAAUCAGACAAAACAGAUUUCUCACAUCUGAACUCACUUAUUGAAUGUACUGUAUAAUUAUCUGCUUGAUUUGUCAUGUUUAUUUUCCCCCAGCUUGAUUUAAGGAGGUCUGUGUUGAGAGGUCUGAUGAGAAAUAUAACAUAUUUCUCACCAACAGUCACUGAUUGUUCUGGUUCCUUCUCAUUCUCUCAGCCCUGCUGUGGAAAGCAGUGGGGAGGUCUACAGGGAGAUAUGGUGUAAAUAGUUUAGUAUUAGUGUGACUGUUUGGUUUUGUCAUUCUUCUACCAUAGGGUUCAAUGGGCCCCCGUGGAGAACAAGGACUUCCAGGACCAUCCGGACCUCCAGGUCCACAAGGCCCUAACGGCUUGUCUCUGCCUGGAGAACCUGUAAGUCAUCUGCAAUGUUCUUAGGGAUUUACAGUGUGGGGGACUGUAGGAUGUCCUCCCUGACGUAUGAUUUACACACACAGUCACUAUGCGUUAAGAAGACCUUAUUUAUUCCUAGACAUCCUCCUAAAGAUGGGAUGUAAAUUCACUCUCAGUGACAGACUACGUCAGCAAGAGAAAGAGAUCUGUAGUUGUUCAGGGUUGGAGUUCCCUUUGUACUCCAGCUCUAAACCAAUCCUUCCCUUCGUCUUCCCAGGGCCGUCCCGGACCAAAGGGAGAUCCCGGAGACUCAGGCCUGACUGGGCUGAAAGUGAGUACAGCUCUCUUUUUCAUUAGCUGUGGUUUUCAACAAGAAACCAGAGACGAUCCACAGAGAGAAACAGUGCUACUGGAGCCUGGAAUCUGUCCACAUGGCAACGCUGAAACCACAUUCAAAGUGGGAGGUAGACCAUGAAGUCCCCAGAGUGGGGUAUACACUCCAAGCAACCUGCUGAUUGACAGUGGAAGGCCAGUGGUGCAGUUAAGCUAUCAUGGGGCACAGAAUAGUGUUGCCAAUGGGAAUAGAGGAUUAAUAUGAACUGUACAGUCGUGGUCAAAAGUUUUGAGAAUGACACAAAUACUAAUUUUCACAAAGUCUGCUGCCUCAGUUUUGAUGAUGGCAAUUUGCAUAUACUCCAGAAUGUCAUGAAGAGUGAUCAGAUGAAUUGCAAUUAAUUGCAAAGUUCCUCUUUGCCAUGAAAAUGAACUUAAUCCCCAAAAAACAUUUCCACUGCAUUUCAGCCCUGCCACAAAAGGACCAGCUGCCAUCAUGUCAGUGAUUCUCUCGUUAACACAGGUGAGAGUGUUAACGAGGACAAGGCUGGAGAUCACUCUGUCAUGCUGAUUGAGUUAGAAUAACAGACUGGAAGCUUUAAAAGGAGGGUGGUGCUUGAAAUCAUUGUUCUUCCUCUGUUAACCAUGGUUACCUGCAAGGAAACACGUACCGUUAUCAUUGCUUUGCACAAAAAGGGCUUCACAGGCAAGGAUAUUGCUGCUAGUAAUAUUGCACCUAAAUCAACCAUUUAUCGGAUCAUCAAGAACUUCAAGGAGAGAGGUUCAAUUGUUGUGAAGAAGGCGUCAGGGUGCCCAAGAACGUCCAGCAAGCACCAGGACCGUCUCCUAAAGUUGAUUCAGCUGCGGGAUCGGGGCACCACCAGUGCAGAGCUUGCUCAGGAAUGGCAGCAGGCAGGUGUGAGUGCAUCUGCACGCACAGUGAGGCGAAGACUUUUGGAGGAUGGCCUGGUGUCAAGAAUGGCAGCAAAGAAGCCACUUCUCUCCAGGAAAAACAUCAGGGACAGACUGAUAUUCUGCAAAGGGUACAGGGAUUGGAUUGCUGAGGACUGGGGUAAAGUCAUUUUCUCUGAUGAAUCCCCUUUCCGAUUGUUUGGGGCAUCCGGAAAACACCUUGUCCAGGGGAAGACAAGGUGAGCGCUACCAUCAGUCCUGUGUCAUGCCAACAGUAAAGCAUCCUGAGACCAUUCAUGUGUGGGGUUGCUUCUCAGCCAAGGGAGUGGGCUCACUCACAAUGUUGCCUAAGAACACAACCAUGAAUAAAGAAUGGUACCAACACAUCCUCCGAAAGCAACUUCUCCCAACCAUCCAAGAACCAAGAACAGUUUGGUGACAACCAAUGCCUUUUCCAACAUGAUGGAGCACCUUGCCAUAAGGCAAAAGUGAUAACUAUGUGGCUCGGGGAACAAAACAUCUACAUUUUGGCCAGGAAACACCCCAGACCAUAAUCCCAUUGAGAACUUGUGGUCGAUCCUCAAGAGGCAGGUGGACAAACAAAAACCCACAAAUUCUGACAAACUCCAAGCAUUGAUUAUGCAAGAAUGGGCUGCCAUCAGUCAGGAUGUGGCCCAGAAGUUAAUUGACAGCAUGCCAGGGCGGAUUGCAAAGGUCUUGAAAAAGAAGGGUCAACACUGCAAAUAUUGACUCUUUGCAUAAACUUAAUGUAAUUGUCAAUAAAAGCCUUUGACACUUAUGGAAUGCUUGUAAUUAUACUUCAGUAUUCCAUAGUAAAAUCUGACAAAAAUAUCUCAUAACACUGAAGCAGCGAACUUUGUGAAGACCAAUACUUGUGUCAUUCUCAAAACUUUUGACCACGACUGUACAUGUUCCACUACUGUCCUGCAACUGUAAACCCUAUACUGUAAACCCUAUACUGUAAACCCUAUAGUCAUGGCUAAAAAAAGGGAAUUGUAGACUACACUCCUAGAAAAAAAGGUGCUAUCUAGAACCUAAAAGGGUUAUUCGGCUGUCCCCAUAGGAUAACCAUUUGAAGAACCCUAUUUGGUUCCAUGUAGAACCCUUUCCCCAGUGCUGAAUGACCGGCCCCUGGAUUUCAAAGAUUGGAGGGAUUAUCCUGUGACGUCAAUAAUGAGCAUCAUUUAGUUGAGAAUCACUCACCCCCAUCAAGGACGACUUUACUUUGGGAAUAUGAGACGCCCCUGAAUCCUAACAAUUACCCUGUGAUGUUAAUAAUACUUGAGAAUAAUUUCAUUGAGAAUCUCUCAUCGCAUUAAGAUGUUAUGACUAUAGCAGCCUUGGCUGUCGAAAGCUCCUGCUAACAACAUGCAUUUCAACAACCCAAAUCAAGUAUCCUAAUGUACUGGCACUAAGUUGCAUCAGAGAAGUCUAUCAUUUUCUCACUAAAUCACAAGGAAACUAGAGACCAGUUAUUACAGAGUAAAACUAGUAAGUGUCAUUUCUGGCAAUAUGAAAAGGCAAUUUUGGGCCAUUUGGUCCGAUGUGUGUGUUAUUACUGGUUAUCAGAGUUUGAUUGAGUGUGUUGUGUUCCUGCAGGGUUCUGCUGGUGCUGCUGGUCCUAUGGGUCCUGUUGGACCAGGUGGAGUGAGGGUAAGAUCAGCCUCUCUGGGGCUCUACACAGAGCUGCUCAGUGUACAGGCCCUGUUGAAAGGCCAUGAAUCUAGCCAGCACCUACUUAAGCACGUGUGCAUGUGAUCACCUACUUAACUCAACGUGUGCAGCUAAACUGUUGUGUGCUCCUAGUAUUCUGGUGCAUGUCAGAUGAUGUCGUUGGGCUCCAUUAGAAUGGCGCAGUAUAACACACUACAGAGAUUAGAGAGGUCCUGGUUUAUUUCACUGAAUUUUUUUAGUCCCAUCUCUUGGAAGCACCACCAGUUUUACAGCACCAUAAAACGUACAGUACAUAUAUACAGAAAUAAAGUUAAUGUUGACAACAUACCUUUAACACAAAAACAACUUAAUGCCAACUGUUAUUGCUGCCUGUUUGUGAUUGGCUAUCUUCUCUUCCCAGGGACCACCAGGGAAGGAAGGACCAUCGGGACCUAGAGGUCCAACAGGACCGAUGGUGAGUACUGUAGCUAGGAGACGUGGUCAAAACACAGACAAACUCAGUCCUUCAGUCAGUAAUAAGGAUAAAGCAUGCAUCUCAUUCUCUCUACUAUGAUUGAGGCCUGCCUCUAGUUAAUGGCCACACCAUACCAAUAGGCAGAGGGCCAGCAUGCCAUUCAUAUAUAGCCUACUUUACCAUUCGGUCUGCUCUGAGGUCCAUUAAGCAUCCCAUCCCUGUUGGGAGUGUUUCUACCCACUUAAAGGAAAAUUCCACAUCUAUCUGUUUCAUUAUUCCAUUGUUGAUAUAGUCCCAAAAUGUUUUGCUUGUCUGCAAUCAAGUUUUCAAGAUAUAUAACUUUCAAAGUAUGGAAAUACAGCCGAUAAUGAAACGAAUACCAAAAUAUAGUUUUUGGGUGGCGUUGUCCUUUAUAUGUUCUUGGCACAGUAUACCAAGUGGUGCCUUGACUGUGGAUGUACAUCUCAGUAUAGGGCUGGUCCCUAUUAUACAACAGGCUAUUUAACUGAGACCAGGAGUGGUUGUUGUCCUUAUGUUUACUGCUGGGUAACUUUGGUAAGAUGAUGUAACAAUAACGCUGUCCAUCUUCUCAUCAUCCAGGGAAGUCCAGGAUCUCCGGGUUCACCAGGAAACACAGGAAGCCCAGGAAAACCAGGAGACACAGGAAACCCAGUAUGUACAAAUACAAGGGGUCAUAUGGUGAUGAUGUAUGUUUCAUCAAGGUCAGCAGAGCCCCUAGCCAUCUUCCAAAAACAUCUGAAAUUCUACCUCUUCAAAGAGUGUCUUCAAUCAUCCCACCUCAUUCGAUUAAAUUGGAAAACGUUAACCAACUUCCUAUUUCAUAGUGUAUUUGUGGUGCUUUGUUGCAAAUCUCAUACAAAUGAAUGGCAUUCUUGUUAUUGAGAACAUCCAUGUUUCCUCUUUUUCACAGGGAUUGGCUGGAAUAAAAGGAGAAAAGGGAGAGAGGGUAUGUACUGUAUCCUUUAGUCCAGGGCUAGGCAACUAGAUUCAGCCGCGGGCUGAUUUUUUGUCAGAGCCGAUGUUCAGUGGGCUGGAACAUAAGUAUAAUAAUUUGUAUACUGCAAAUUGACCACAACUAAGGCCCAAAAUAGGUUGUAUUUGAAAAUAACAACCAUUUUAUACCUUAAUUACAUGGAGAUACGAUCACAUCUCUUUUUUUAUUAGUGGGAAUACUUGGUGAACAGAUUUCCUAAAUGAAACUCAUUUUUAGCUGAAUUCCUGGUGAUUUUAGUCAUAUUUUGACCAAAAACUAAAAUCCUAAAAACGUUGGGAGGUGCUUUUGUUUUGCCCAGCCGGACACCUGUAGUCGACCCCUGCUUUAGUCACUUCAUAACUUCUCAGAGUAGCAUAACCUUGUCUCACCAAAAUGUGUUUGUUUUCCAGGGAGACUUUGCAUCUCAGAAUCUGAUGCGCUCCAUUGCCAGACAAGUUUGUGAACAGCUUGUGAAUAGUGAGUUCCUAUCUAGACCUUCAUAAACUAGCAUUGGUUGGGUACACCUACACACACAUACAAUGUACACAAAUAAACCAUCUAUGUGAUUUUGCGAUGUGCCUUGAUCAUAUCUUCAUUAAUUCCUCUCAGGUCAAAUGAGCAGAAUUAAUAAUAUGAUCAACCAGAUCCCCACCGGUUACUCUAGCAACAACCCGGGCCCUGCAGGCCCCCCUGGUCCCGCAGGCAACACGGGUCCUCGUGGAGAACCUGGACAGACUGGCCGAAACGGUUUCCCUGGAAACCCCGGCUUACCUGGAAACCAAGGAGAGAGAGGUGAUUGUGAUAGUGUGCCGUUUAUGUGUUUAUGUUUUUUGGCCUGUUUUAUUACUUCCUGUUUGUUUUUGUAUGGCUAGAAAGUAAAUUACAACCUAUCAGAGAUGCAAAACUUUAAGUUAUGACAGGACACGGUCCUCUUGUUUAUCCUAUGUAACAUCCUAGGAUAACGGUUGGUCUGUUCUUUGAGCCUGGAGUAGCAUUGCAACUUUUACAACAAUGGUACAAUUAAAUAAUGACAGGAGCACAAAGAUCAAAUGGCAGUUUCGAUUGCAAGCAAUUGUGCAUAACCACAUCUAGUCUAAAAAUAUAGAGUUCAUGACAUCAUGUAAAUAAUUGAUGGUCAUCUGCCAUCAAAUCAAUUUUUAUUUGCCACAUGCGCCGAAUACAACAGGUGUAGACAUUACCGUGAAAUGCUUACUUACAGCCCUUAACCAACAAUGCAUUUAUUUUUUAAUAAAAAGUGAAAUUUAACAACAACAACAAAAAAGUGUUGAGAAAAAAAGAGCAGAAGUAAAAUAAAAUAACAGUAGGGAGGCUAUAUACAGGGGGGUACCGGUGCAGAGUCAAUGUGCGGGGGCACCGGCUAGUUGAGGUAGUUGAGGUAAUAUGUACAUGUGGGUAUAGUUAAAGUGACUAUGCAUAAAUAAUUAACAGAGUAGCAGCAGCGUAAAAAGAUGGGGUGGGGAUGGGGGGCAGUGCAAAUAGUCUGGGUAGCCAUGAUUAGCUGUUCAGGAGUCUUAUGGUUUGGGGGUAGAAGCUGUUGAGAAGCCUUUUGGACCUAGACUUGGCGCUCCUGUUCCGCUUGCCGUGCGGUAGCAGAGAGAACAGUUUAUGAUUAGCGUGGCUGGAGUCUUUGACAAUUUUGAGGGCCUUCCUCUGACACCGCCUGGUAUAGAGGUCCUGGAUGGCAGGAAGCUUGACCCCAGUGAUGUACUGGGCCGUACGCACUACCCUCUGUAGCAGUUGCCAUACCAGGCGGUGAUGCAACCAGUCAGGAUGCUCUCGAUGGUGCAGCUGUAUAACUUUUUGAGGAUCUGAGGACCCAUGCCAAAUCUUUUCAGUCUCCUGAGGGGGAAUAGGCUUCACUUCCUACAGUAAAUCUGAUCCAUGCUACAAUUUACUCCAUCCUCAGACAUGCUCAUUUGUGGUUUUUAAAUAUUUUAUUUGACAGAUACAUGGGGCUGUACAAUGUGACCUUUUGUCAUUGCUAAUAACCUGUUGCCUGUGUAUCUGAUUGUGCUGUUGCAGGGAUGCCAGGAGAGAAGGGAGAGAGAGGAUCCCCUGGAACAGGACAGAGAGGACAGAGAGGACUCAGUGGUCCCCCUGGUAAGAUCUCGGCCAUCACUCCUCACUUCUCAUGUACAAUAACCCAUUUCACAGCUACAGUGAGGGAAAAAAGUAUUUGAUCCCCUGCUGAUUUUGUACAUUUGCCCACUGACAAAGACAUGAUCAGUCUAUAAUUUUAAUGGUAGGUUUAUUUGAACAGUGAGAGACAGAAUAACAACAAAAACAUCCAGAAAAACGCCUGUCAAAAAUGUUAUAAAUUGAUUUGCAUUUUAAUGAGGGAAAUAAGUAUUUGACCCCUCUGCAAAACAUGACUUAGUACUUGGUGGCAAAACCCUUGUUGGCAAUCACAGAGGUCAGACGUUUCUUGUAGUUGGCCAACAGGUUUGCACACAUCUCAGGAGGGAUUUUGUCCCACUCCUCUUUGCAGAUCUUCUCCAAGUCAUUAAGGUUUCGAGGCUGACGUUUGGCAACUCGAACCUUCAGCUCCCUCCACAGAUUUUCUAUGGGAUUAAGGUCUGGAGACUGGCUAGGCCACUCCAGGACCUUAAUGUGCUUCUUCUUGAGCCACUCCUUUGUUGCCUUGGCUGUGUGUUUUGGGUCAUUGUCAUGCUGGAAUACCCAUCCACGACCCAUUUUCAAUGCCCUGGCUGAGGGAAGGAGGUUCUCACCCAAGAUUUGACAGUACAUGGCCCCGUCCAUCGUCCCUUUGAUGCGAUGAAGUUGUCCUGUCCCCUUAGCAGAAAAACACCCCCAAAGCAUAAUGUUUACACCUCUAUGUUUGACGGUGGGGAUGGUGUUCUUGGGGUCAUAGGCAGCAUUCCUCCUCCUCCAAACACGGCGAGUUGAGUUGAUGCCAAAGAGCUCCAUUUUGGUCUCAUCUGACCACAACACUUUCACCCAGUUCUCCUCUGAAUCAUUCAGAUGUUCAUUGGCAAACUUCAGAUGGCCCUGUAUAUGUGCUUUCUUGAGCAGGGGGACCUUGCGGGUGCUGCAGGAUUUCAGUCCUUCACGGCGUAGUGUGUUACCAAUUGUUUUCUUGGUGACUAUGGUCCCAACUGCCUUGAGAUCAUUGACAAGAUCCUCCCGUGUAGUUCUGGGCUGAUUCCUCACCGUUCUCAUGAUCAUUGCAACUCCACGAGGUGAGAUAUUGCAUGGAGCCCCAGGUCGAGGGAGAUUGACAGUUAUUUUGUAUUUCUUCCAUUUGCGAAUAAUCGCACCAACUGUUGUCACCUUCUCACCAAGCUGCUUGGCGAUGGUCUUGUAGCCCAUUCCAGCCUUGUGUAGGUCUACAAUCUUGUCCCCUGACAUCCUUGGAGAGCUCUUUGGUCUUGGCCAUGGUGGAGAGUUUGGAAUCUGAUUGAUUGCUUCUGUGGAGAGGUGUCUUUUAUACAGGUAACAAAAUGAGAUUAGGAGCACUCCCUUUAAGAGUGUGCUCCUAAUCUCAGCUCGUUACCUGUAUAAAAGACACCUGGGAGCCAGAAAUCUUUCUGAUUGAGAGGGGGGUCAAAUACUUAUUUCCCUCAUUAAAAUGCAAAUCAAUUUAUAACAUUUUUGACAUGCGUUUUUCUGGAUUUUGUUGUUGUUAUUCUUUCUCUCACUGUUCAAAUUAAACUACCAUUCAAAUUAUAGACUGAUAAUUUCUUUGUCAGUGGGCAAACGUACAAAAUCAGCAGGGGAUCAAAUACUUUUUUCCCUCACUGUAUGCCUCUGCCAAGGUCUCCCGUCUCACAAGAAAACAGAGACCAUUAACGGAAGCCCCUGACUCUGUAAUUUGCCUCAUAUACCUUAACAACAAGGUAUGGAACAUAAGAAUCUUCCUGCAUACUAACUGUAAAUGGUUGUGCUCAACAGCUGGAGACAGAAGGUUCCUAAUCACUACUUCCUGAUCUACAGUUCUUAACUUGUUUCACCAUGGUAGCCAUUUUUUUCUACAUCCUAUCCUUGGACCUCUCUUUGUGACUUUUAGAACUUCUCCCAGUGCAAUAUAAAUGACAGACCCGAGGGGCAGGCCAAGAUUUACCUAGAUGUGUCUCAUGAACCUUCGUUUGGGCAGCUGUGCUUCAUAAAUUCUUAGUGAACGGUCAAACGAAUUCCCAGCAAAACACUUCUCCUUUCUAGAGAGAAUUUAUGCUUAUUUUUCACAGGAUUGGUCCACACAGAUGUGUUCACACAUUUGCCAUGGGACUUAAAGUUCCUCUUGAUCAACAUACAAUACAUCAAAGGAAUUGAGAGCCAAGGUCUAUUUCUGGAUGAAGGAUGUAACAUUAUGCAUUAUAGCUGCUAUCUUCUCUUAUCAAAACAAUGUUACCCCAACCUCUCAUUCAUCAGUGAUCCCAAACCCAUUCUAGAAAUGGCUGAGGAUUAGUCUCUAAUAGCCGUCUUAUUCACUGUUGAUAUUAUGCUGUCUUCAUGGAGGUCCCUUUAACAUAACAUCCACCUUUAAUUGAUAUUCAGCAUGUGAAGGCCCUGAGUCCCUAGAAGCUUUCCUAUCACAAGGGGUAGGGGGGCUAGUGGAAAUAUCAGGCUAUACAUGAUGUCUACUUCCCCCGUCCUAUCGAACACUGCCAAGUCUGUUUCUCUGAAUGAAGUAAGACACUACUAAACUCCUGUAGGAGGAAGCUAGUUAGCUAGCGAUGAUGACUCAUUGUUGAGUGGGAGAAUCAGAUUGUUGUACAAUGAGCGUUGCUUUGGUGGCUCCUUCAUUGACAACACAUGUGCUCACUUAAGAGAGCAAAGAGCAAGAGAGAGUGAGAGAGUGGAGGAAAUUCCAUCCUUUGUUUGUACUGUCUAGACAGACUGGGGCAGGGGGUAACUCCCCAGAGCCCUGACUGGCUCACUUUUUAUCAGACUUUUAAUUGAGCCGUCUAAAUAUUGAAAUUACAGUGGUAGAAACCAAUAGUCCCCCCUCCACUUCCAGUUGGGAUUUAAGGGUGAUGUCAGGGAGUUUUCAUUCUGAGUCUGACUAUUCCUGAAUUAUUUUCCAUACCCCACCUCACUCUCCCUACUCCCAGGGCCACCAGGCGAGGCUCGAACCGGCGCCACAGGUACUACGGGCUCUACUGGGCCUCGGGGCCCUCCUGGUCGCCAGGGAACCCCAGGAGUGAGGGGACCACCUGGGCCCCCUGGCUACUGUGACUCCUCCCAGUGUGUUGGCAUUCCUUACAAUGGACAAGGUUACCCAGGUAUGUCCACGACUGACUGA